AUGCCCGCGGAUUCGAAUCUGAUAGUAGCGGGGGAGGCGGCGAAGAAGAGUCUGUUCCAAAGUCUCCCGGAGAGAUCUAAACAUGAGGACUUCAUACGCCGGGCGGUGGAUUUGUUGGUGGAGAGAGUGGUGUUCGGAAGGUCGCAGAGAUCGUCGAAGGUUGUGGAGUGGGCAGCUCCCGAGGAAAUAAAAUCCGUUAUCGAUUUGAAACCGAGAGAAGGGCCCGUCACUCAUGAUGAACUCUUGGCAAUAAUGGCGGACGUCGCACGCUACUCGGUCAACACCGGCCACCCUUACUUCGUCAACCAGCUUUUCUCCACGGUCGACCCUUACGGGCUGAUUGGGCAGUGGCUGACGGAUUCGUUGAACCCCAGCGUGUACACGUACGAAGUGGCUCCGGUGUUCACGUUGAUGGAGGAGGAGGUGCUGAGGGAGAUGCGGGCCAUCGUCGGUUGGCCGGGCGGCCAGGGCGACGGUAUCUUCUGCCCCGGCGGCUCCAUAGCAAACGGGUACGCCAUCAGCUGCGCCAGACACCACUUCUAUCCGGAAGUUAAGAGCAAAGGUGUGUACGCCGUACCAAGGUUAGUGCUAUUCACUUCGGAGCUCGCGCACUACUCGACGAAGAAGAUGGCGUCGUUUAUGGGAGUCGGCAGCGAUAAUUGUGUUCUGGUGAAAGCGGACGAGCUGGGGAAGAUGGAUGUAGAAGAUUUGGAGGCCAAAAUCAACGAAGCAUUGGACGAGGGGGCUACACCUUUCAUGGUUACAGCAACAGCCGGCACAACGGUGUUUGGUGCGUUCGACCCUUUAGUGACGAUAUCAACGCUGUGCAAGAAAUACAAUAUAUGGCUACACGUGGACGCCGCGUGGGGCGGCGGCGCUUUGAUGUCAAAGAAACACAAACAUCUAUUGAAUGGGAUAGAACUAGCUGACUCAGUUACAUGGAAUCCGCACAAACUGCUGGCGGCUCCGCAGCAGUGUUCUACCUUCUUAGUCAGGCAUGAGAAUGUCCUAAAAGACGGACACUCGUCGAAUGCGAAGUAUCUGUUCCAGAAGGACAAGUUCUACGACACUACAUACGACACUGGGGACAAACAUAUACAAUGCGGUAGGCGUGCCGACGUCCUCAAGUUUUGGUUCAUGUGGAAGGCGAAGGGCAGCGAAGGCUUCGAGAAGCACAUCGACAAACUCUUCGACAACGCGAAUUUCUUUCUGGAGCACAUUAAGCAAAGGAGCGGCUUUAAGCUAGUGCUUGAACAGCCGGAAUGUACCAACAUCAUGUUCUGGUACGUGCCUAAUUGUCUCCGCGGACGUGAGAACGACCCAAAUUAUAAAGAAAGGCUUCAUAAGGUCGCCCCGAAAAUAAAGGAGCGAAUGAUCAAGGAAGGCAGUAUGAUGGUCACGUAUCAGCCGCAAGGUAACCUCGUUAACUUUUUCCGCAUUGUUUUCCAAAACUCCGCUCUAGACUACAAGGAUAUGGUCUAUUUUGCUGACCAGUUUGAAAGGCUCGGGUCGAACAUUGUUGUG
Molecule: messenger RNA, 1524 nt
Organism: Iphiclides podalirius (scarce swallowtail)
Lineage: Eukaryota; Metazoa; Arthropoda; Insecta; Lepidoptera; Papilionidae
Source: the annotation of a GenBank genome assembly